UAUGACUUGUCCGUUUCUCUCAUCUCGCAGCUCCCAUCUCAUCUCUCUUCAUAUCCACCCCUGCUGCUCGUGGUGCGCGUUUGCGUUUGCGUUGUCUCCCGGAUUCUCAUCCCUUGCAGUAGCGCGCAGGUGUCACUUGUGCUCCGUCUGGCACCAUGGCCGCCCCCGCUGAUAAGGUUGGAGAUGUGGAAGAGAAGAAGGCUCCGGCCGCGGCGGGUGCUGAGGAGAAAGCUGCGGGCGCAUCGGGCGCUGGAGUCGGUGGCGAGGAGGGAGGAGCCAACCCAUUCGAUUUUUCAGCCAUGUCUGGGCUGUUGAACGAUCCCAGCAUCAAGGAGAUGGCGGAGCAGAUCGCUAAAGAUCCCGCAUUCACCCAGAUGGCCCAGCAGCUGCAGAGCAGCGUGCAGAGUGCUGGAAGCGGGGGGGCUCCCCAGUUGGACCCGAACCAGUACAUCAACGCGAUGCAACAAGUGAUGCAAAAUCCUCAGUUCAUGACCAUGGCAGAACGGCUCGGCAACGCCCUGAUGCAGGACCCCGCAAUGUCGGGCAUGCUGUCGAACCUGACGAACCCCGCGCACAAGGAGCAGCUGGAGCAGCGCAUGGCAGCGGUACGAGAGGAUCCGACCCUGAAGCCGGUGCUGGAGGAGAUCGAGACCGGCGGCCCUGCUGCGAUGAUGAAGUCAGUUGUGGGAUGUUACACCGGCGGAAUAAAGGGGGGCAGAGCUAGAGGAGGGAGGCAUCUUGGGUGUCGAUUCUGGGUGGUUGAUGGUGGCAGGGAGCAAGAGUGGGUUGGGCGAAGGGCGCUGGUGUGGUUAUGUCGUGGGGUGUGUGCGAUGAAGGUCGGGAGGAGUGACGGAUUGUUUUUGGUGGUGGGAAUGUGUGGGCAGGGUCUGAAAAUUCUUCUACGAGACGGUGCAGACAAGGACGAGAAGGAUGCGGAGGGCAGGACUGCGUUGCACUUCGCGUGCGGUUAUGGAGAGGUGCGCACAUUUAUGCCAACCCCGCUGCGUUUGUUGUUGUUGCUGCUGCUGUUUAGGUGGGGGAGGGGAGGGCACCUCCGGAUGCUGAGAAGUGGCGUGCAGGCCCUCCUGGAAGGAGGCGUGGGCGAGCGUUUUGUCACGGUCGCAUCCUGUGGCCCGUCCGCGCACUGUGUGUAUGUAUGUUUUCUUGAACAUCGGUUUAAGGCGUCACAAUCGAGAAUUUUCGUGAGGGUAUGGGUGAUUGAAGGGUAUGCCUUCAUAGAUGCCCCCCACUUCACUAGUCCACAUCAUCCAAAAUCUUCAUUUUUACGUGUAAGGGCAGGCUGGAGAGAGCACAUAGUCGACAUGCGAGCAAUAUUGUAA
This is a messenger RNA of Physcomitrium patens, 1340 nucleotides long. Its product is annotated as ankyrin repeat domain-containing protein 2A. The record is from RefSeq and is a predicted model, not a curated record. NCBI's taxonomy places the organism in Eukaryota, Viridiplantae, Streptophyta, Bryopsida, Funariales, Funariaceae. Gene Ontology annotation, molecular function: protein binding.